This is a messenger RNA of Caenorhabditis remanei, 726 nucleotides long. RefSeq lists its product as uncharacterized. Gene Ontology annotation, cellular component: plasma membrane. Bases 1 to 726 code for a protein of 241 amino acids. The record is from RefSeq and is a predicted model, not a curated record. The transcript has 6 exons. Lineage: Eukaryota; Metazoa; Nematoda; Chromadorea; Rhabditida; Rhabditidae.
AUGGAGCUCAUUGACAAGACAGUAGAGCUGCGAGGCAGUCAAGUGCUCAAUAUGCACUCCUAUCAUGCAAUCAUCUGGCAACGAAGAAUCAUGGCGUUUGCGACACUUCUUGCAUGGAUCGGUGUCGUGUUAUUGGUAGCCGCGUUGGCGACAACGCAGUGGGCGACGAUUGAUUUCCUUAACACCGAAUACCAACCAGUUCAUGUGGAUCUGGGGGUCUGGGGAGAAUACCGGACAUUGAACAAUUUCAAAAAGAUCACAGUUGAAUGGAUCCCUCACUUCCCAGCUCCACCAGAGAACAUUCUUCGCCUUGCCGAUACCAAUUUGAAACACUUCUACCGAUCCCAAGCUUUCCUCGGAUGUAUCGGAGCAGUGCUGCUUCUGUGCACCAACGUUCUGGCCAUUUACACUUUCUAUCAUCAUCGUUACAUGUACAAGAGAGCCGUAGCUGCCUUAUAUCUUCUCGUUGUUAUGUGCAUUUUCGGAGCUAUCGAAAUCCUCUCAAGCAGCAUCAAUGAAUGGAACACUGCUGUCGCCCGGAACGGAGAAUUCGACUAUGAAGCUGGAAAGAAGAUGGGAUACUCCACACGUCUCGCUCAGGGGGCAAUUUUCACCAGUUUGGUCGCCUGUCUUGCAUUCGCUUUCGGAUCACACAAACAAAAGGGAGAGCAUGCAGCAACUGCUGAAUUGGAGAUUGAAGACAGAGAAUAUCAUAUCGGACGAUAA